AUGCGGACAAAUAAAGGAUUGCACAAAGUAAGUUUGUUGGCUAAAGGGAUCCAUAUUGUGAGGUUUAUGACUAUAGCUCAAAGAGAUGAAGUUCUUCAAGGAGGGUACCUAUUUUUUGACAAGAAACCAGUUAUUAUGAAAGCAUGGGAUCCCUACACAGAUUUCACUUGGGAAGAUGUUCGCUCUGUAGCUACCUGGAUUCAAAUUCUUGGUUUGGAUCUUAAGUACUGGGGAGAAGGAACUCUACUUAAAAUUUUUGGCCAAUUGGGGACACCAAUAAUGCUAGAUGAGGUGACAAAGAACAAAGAGAGGUUGAGCUACCCUCGAAUAAUGUUAGAAGUUUGGGUACACCAGAAAUUUCCCGAUUCAGUUUCAUUUACUAAUGAGCUGAACCAAGACAUUACUUUACUUGUGAUUUAUGAAUGGUUACCAAUUGUGUGUGAACAUUGCUCGGGUAUGGGUCACAAAUUGAAAAUUUGUAAGAAAAAGGAAGUACCGAAGCAAGUAUGGAUGGAGAAAAGAAGUGAGAUCAUGGAGGCUAAAGGGAAGUUGGAUACCAAGGGCUUCCAACGAGUAAAAAAAGGCGCUAAGGUGGUGUGGAAGGAAAAUAAAGUAAAUGAAGGCAUUGAUAGUUUGAACAACUUUGAGAUAUUACAAGAAACUGGUGAUUGCUAUAUGAUUGUUGAAGAGGAUCGUACACAGAGAGGGGGGAUCCUCUUGGAGGAAAUGGGUCUUGUUGGUCUCCUUGAAACCAAAAUACAGACUCAUAGAUUGGGUGCUGUAUUUGUAAAUAUGUUUUCACGUUGGUGCUUCUCUACAAAUAAUGCCUGGUAUAAAGGUGGAAGAAUAAUGGUGAGUUGGAAUCCUAGUAUGUUUAGUGUAAACAUCGUGAAAUGCACUAGUCAAUUAAUGCAAUUAAAAGUUCAAUCGAGAGCUGGUUUAGAAGUAUUCGUGGCAACCUUUGUUUAUGCUUUCAAUGACAAGGAGAGUAGGAAAAUGUUAUGGGAUAAUUUGAAAGAAAUUGAGGUGUCAGUGAAGUCUCCACGGAUGGUUUUGGGUGACUUUAAUGAUAUCUUGAGCGUGGAAGAGAGAAUUGGGGGAAACAAAAGGCAACGUGCUUCGAAAGAAUUCAAAGAAUGUGUUGAAGUGUGUGGGUUGGAAAAUGUGAAGUUCACUAGUAGUUUCUUUACUUGUUCGAACAAACAGGAUUCUGAAACCCGAAUCUACUCCAAAAUAGAUCUGGUUUUAGCUAAUCAAAUGUGGUUAGAUAAAUUCUCUGUUGCUGAAGUACUAUUUAUUUUAGAGGGAGAAUUUGAUCACUCCCCGACAUUGCUUUCAAUGUAUCUGACUGUCCAAUAG
Cannabis sativa is the source of this 1359-nucleotide messenger RNA. RefSeq lists its product as uncharacterized. Bases 1 to 1359 code for a protein of 452 amino acids. NCBI's taxonomy places the organism in Eukaryota, Viridiplantae, Streptophyta, Magnoliopsida, Rosales, Cannabaceae. The record is from RefSeq and is a predicted model, not a curated record. The transcript is spliced from 2 exons.